AUGCUUGAGGACAAAACAGACCUCGGAUGGGACAACGUCGCGCUCGGGCUCACUUUUAUCGCGUUCGAUGCGGGGUUAUCGUUCGUGUUUGGCCUCGGUAUCGGCACGUCCUUGCUCAGUGCGGCCCUGCGCUGCGUCGUGCAGCUCACCGUUGUUGCAACUAUCCUGCAGAAGGUGUUUGCGACAGAGAGCUUUUGGGCGGUUGCAGGCAUUUCAGUACUGUUGAAUCUAUUGGGCACGUUCGAGACGGUCGUGGUCAAGUCCAAUCGCAGGUACCGAUACAUGUUCCCUGCCGUGCUCUUCGCGAUGCUGUUUUCUACGAUCCCUGUCUCGGCCCUCGGCGCACACUUUGCGAUGGGCAUCCGCCCAUUUUGGCGCCCAGAGCAAUACAUCCCGCUCGUCGGAAUGCUCUGCGGUAGCACCGUUUCCGCCAUCGCCAUCGCCGUAUCCCACGUCUUGAAAGAGCUGGACGUCAACAAAGAUCGGACCGAGACGUACCUAGUGUAUGGGGCGACGCGCAUUGAGGCGUGCUUACCCGUUGCGCGCGACGCACUGCGCGUCGCGCUCACGCCGUCUGUCAAUCGGAUGAGCGUACUUGGCAUCAUUGCCAUCCCAGGUAUGAUGACCGGCGCUCUGCUCGGCGGAUCCUCGGUACAGCAGGCCGCACGGCUGCAGAUGGUGAUCGUGUUCAUGAUCUCGUCCUCCGAGGCGCUCAGCUGCGUCAUCACGACGUUCCUCGCGCUGCUCGCGAUGGUCGACCGCGAACACCGGCUGCGCCCGGACCACGUCGAUACUCGGCUCCAUGUGGUGUGGCGCGCGCGCGAUAGAGUGGGGUGGGCCGUGGUGGGCGGCGUGAAGGACGCUGGGAUGGCGGUUGGGAGGUCCCUGUGGCCGUUUGGGAGAAGGAAGCAGGGCACGGCUGAUGGGGUGGGGGAGAGGCAGAGACUCUUGCCCGGAUGAUCGCAUGAUCAGAUCCAGAUCGAGCGGUGCGUCCCGUCGUGGGCUUUUGGGGGGACAAGUCGUAUCUUCAGGCCCAAAAAGACACGGUGAUACUAGAGAGAGUACUUUGGGGGCGUGAGUUUUUUCACCGUGACGUCUUCCAUCGACGUUCACGAUACUUUUGCCAUCGAAAAUAACCACCGCACGUCUGUAUUUCAUCCUAUAUUUAACUAUUCGAAUGUAUUCAUGCG
This is a messenger RNA of Heterobasidion irregulare TC 32-1, 1190 nucleotides long. RefSeq lists its product as uncharacterized. Bases 1 to 960 code for a protein of 319 amino acids. Lineage: Eukaryota; Fungi; Basidiomycota; Agaricomycetes; Russulales; Bondarzewiaceae. The transcript is spliced from 7 exons. The record is from RefSeq and is a predicted model, not a curated record.